Messenger RNA from Penicillium soppii, 1929 nucleotides. Its product is annotated as DNA-(apurinic or apyrimidinic site) lyase APN2. Bases 1 to 1929 code for a protein of 642 amino acids. The transcript has 6 exons. The record is from RefSeq and is a predicted model, not a curated record. Gene Ontology annotation, molecular function: DNA-(apurinic or apyrimidinic site) endonuclease activity; double-stranded DNA 3'-5' DNA exonuclease activity; endonuclease activity. Gene Ontology annotation, cellular component: nucleus. Gene Ontology annotation, biological process: base-excision repair. NCBI's taxonomy places the organism in Eukaryota, Fungi, Ascomycota, Eurotiomycetes, Eurotiales, Aspergillaceae.
AUGGGAUUCCGUAUCACUACAUGGAAUGUCAAUGGUAUUCGAAAUCCGUUCUCAUACGAGCCAUGGAGAGGAACGCGGACAUUCGAGUCUAUGUUUGAAAUCCUGGAAGCAGAUAUUGUUGUUCUACAAGAAACCAAGAUUCAGCGCAAAGAUCUCCGAGAUGACAUGGUCCUUGUGCCAGGAUGGGACUGGUACUCUGGUGUCGUAAUUUAUACGCGCAAUGCUACAUGUUCUCCUAUCCGGGCAGAAGAAGGCAUAACUGGUGUCCUCUGCCCACCGAACUCAUCGGUUCCUUUCUGCAACCUUCCAGAAGAGCAGCAGAUUGGCGGAUAUCCGACGACUGAUCAACUUUCCAGACCAACGAUGGCUGAUGUGCUCGAUUCGGAAGAUGAGCAACAUGACGUGAGUCCGAGGCCUGAUGCCAGAAUUGACGCACCAACCCUCGACUCGGAAGGCCGCUGUGUCGUCCUUGAGUUUCCUGCAUUUGUUCUUAUUGGUGUUUAUUGCCCUGCUUAUCGAGACGAGAGUCGGGACAAUUUCCGUAUGGACUUCCUCAAUGCGCUAGAUGCUCGGGUCCGCAACUUGGUUGGAAUGGGGAAACGCGUGAUCGUGACCGGAGACAUCAAUAUUUCAAAGCAGGUCAUUGACACUGCUCAUGGAUUGGAGCUCAUACGGAAAGCUACAACGUCAGCAGAGGAGUUUAUCUCCAGUCCUGCUCGACGUCUGUUCAACCAACUGCUAUCUGAUGGCGUGGUGAUCGGCGAGCGCGAAGAAGGCAGGGAAAAGCCAGUCCUUCUAGAUGUCUGUAGAUCAUUUUACCCAGAUCGCAGUGGCAUGUACACUUGCUGGGAUCAGAAACUAAAUGCCCGGCCGGGGAAUUACGGCUCAAGGAUCGACUAUGUGCUAUGCAGCUUGGAUAUACAAGACUGGUUUUCGGAUUCGAACAUUCAAGAAGGAUUGAUGGGCUCAGACCACUGUCCUGUCUAUGUGGUCUUGAAAGAAUCUGUGAAUCAGCAUGGAGAACAAACUAAAAUUCUGGAUAUUCUCAACCCACCAGGAAUGUUUAGUGAUGGUAAACGACAACAGGAAUAUUCGAAUCGCUGCAUAUUGCCCGCUUCGGGACGUUUGCUGCCAGAGUUUGAUCUUGAUAAGCGCAGAAGCAUCAAAGAUAUGUUUGCCCGCAAGCCUACACCUCUAUCAUCGAACUCGGCGCAUUUAGCCGCUACCCCAGCUGCAGUCUUUGGAGCUCACACCAACAAAACACCGACUGUACACCCAAACCUGAGUCCUGGUACGCGGGAACAAAAGGUUGCUGCACAUACCAUUGAAAACACCGAAUCUCCUCAAACUGCUGCUCGCAAGCGCCCCCGGCUUUCCUCUACUGCAUUCCGAAAAUACCCCAAGCCCUCUGCAGCAACGUCUUCCGGAAUCUCCAUAGGUAGCCAAAAGACAUUAAAGGGCUUCUUCAAACCCAAAGCUACCAAUGAUUAUCCAACUGUACAGUCUCCUACGGUACCUCCAACCUCAUGGGUAUCACCUCUCAACUGCGAAUCAUCUAAACCAUCACAUGAAGACGAAACAGCCUCCUUUGUUGAUCCUGGAAGCCCUUCAAUCACCCAGAAAGACAUAGUUUCCACAGCAAGAGAAGGCAAUGCCGUCAACAACGACUUUAUCAUCGACCCAAUUGCAAGCAAGGAGGAUUGGUCGAAGCUAUUUACCAAGAGGCCGGCUCCAUCAUGUGAUGGGCACAAAGAGCCAUGUAUCAGUCUGACGACAAAAAAGCCUGGAAUGAAUCGUGGCCGCUUGUUUUGGAUCUGUUCACGGCCAUUGGGACCCAACGGAGAAAAGGAAAAGGGCACACAAUGGCGAUGUCCUACGUUCAUCUGGGCCAGUGAUUGGAACUCAUCCGCUGGAUUGCAUGAGUCAUAA